This is a messenger RNA of Stereum hirsutum FP-91666 SS1, 909 nucleotides long. RefSeq lists its product as uncharacterized. The coding region runs from base 1 to 909 and encodes 302 amino acids. NCBI's taxonomy places the organism in Eukaryota, Fungi, Basidiomycota, Agaricomycetes, Russulales, Stereaceae. The transcript is spliced from 8 exons. The record is from RefSeq and is a predicted model, not a curated record.
AUGCCGCAGAAGGUCCCCGACAGUCUUGAUGGUUGGUGGUGCAAGUCAGCAGACGAAUAUGCCUUCCUUGGCUUCAGCUACGAAGUCACCGCAUGUCAGAGCUUGGAACAGCUUAGGACAGAGUUCAGAGAUAUCCGCAAUACUUUCAACUCUCGUUACGUUCGCUUAUAUGGAGCUUGUGACAAGCAUGGCUUUUACGAUGACAUUGUCACAGCUGCAUGGGAGAACACUCUCGGAGUUCACGCCUUGAUCUGGUUUGGUUUUGACGGGACCGACGAAUGGAUCGGACGGCGCGACACCCUCUUCAAGACAUUACACACAAACCCUAAGGCCAAAUACGUUACCCGUGUCUUGCAAUUUGGCUCAGAACCUCUCUACGACAACGUCCUGAGCCCCAACGACCUCACGACCCAGGUCUUGGCGGCGAAGGCCAACCUUUCUGGCCUCAGGAUACCAGUCACCGUGUCGGAACUGGCUUAUGGAUACCAGGAGAGAGGCGGCGCUCAGAACGUCCUGGAUGCCAUAGACUCGAUCAAUAUACAUAUGCUUCCACUCUUCAAUAUAGCUGCCACAACUGCAAACAAGUCAUGGCCCAUAGUCCACAGUGACCUGGAAUGGUUCAUCGAGCAUGGCCAUGGCAAGAAGAUGUAUUUCGACGAGAAUGGAUGGCUUUCCAGUGUUAACUUUCCGGCUCAGGAGCCCAGUAGUCCAAACGCUGUCGCCGACAUACCCAAUGAACAGGCGUAUUACGAAGUCUUGGAGAAACACUGUGGAUAUCUGAAGACCUUAGCAGGAGGUGGAGUAGGGUGGUUUGCCCAUAUCUACAGCGAUGACCAAGAGCGUGGUUAUGGGAUUUACGACUCGUCUGGGCAUCUGAAGUUCCCGUUCCGUCCCAAGACACAUUGUUGA